Molecule: messenger RNA, 362 nt
Organism: Anopheles marshallii
Lineage: Eukaryota; Metazoa; Arthropoda; Insecta; Diptera; Culicidae
Gene: ATPsynCF6
Product: ATP synthase-coupling factor 6, mitochondrial
Exons: 2
Coding region: 1-324 (107 amino acids)
Biological process (GO): proton motive force-driven ATP synthesis
Molecular function (GO): proton transmembrane transporter activity
Source: RefSeq, a predicted model, not a curated record
AUGCUGACCAACCAGAUGUUGUCCGCUGUCCGGGUGAUGGGACUGCAGACCCGCCGUAAUUAUGGUGCAUCUGCUGUACUGCUAGCGAAAGCAAGCGAUCCAAUUCAGCAGCUCUUCGUAACCAAGCUCCGUGAAUACGCACAGAAGAGCCAGAGCGCCGGUGGCAAGCUUGUUGAUGCUACACCGGAAAUCCAACGUGAAUUGAAACAGGAGAUGGAGAAGCUGGCCAAGCAGUACGGUGGAGCGCAAGGCGAAGAUAUGACUGCCUUCCCUACGUUCAAGUUCGAGGAACCUAAGAUCGAUCCAAUUAACGCUAGUGCUUAAAUUAUGCCGGGUCAUCUAAGAGUAUAGGAACUAAAACU